Molecule: messenger RNA, 1858 nt
Organism: Monomorium pharaonis (pharaoh ant)
Lineage: Eukaryota; Metazoa; Arthropoda; Insecta; Hymenoptera; Formicidae
Product: protein TAPT1 homolog
Exons: 7
Coding region: 1-1701 (566 amino acids)
Biological process (GO): positive regulation of cilium assembly; maintenance of protein localization in endoplasmic reticulum
Cellular component (GO): ciliary basal body; endoplasmic reticulum membrane
Source: RefSeq, a predicted model, not a curated record
AUGCAGAGCGCGCGCGUUAACGAUGGGAAUAUGGAGCAAAGUUGGCCGGAGAAGAGGACGACGAUCAGAUUCCGCGCGAGUACGUCAACUGGCAAGUCCAAAACUCAUGUGUCAUGCGACUACGACGACAGGCAUGUGGAGAGCUUCGAUCCGCCGCACUGUAGGCCGCAAUUAUCCGACGGCCAGGAUGCGCAAAAGACGAGGAAGCCACGGGUAUCGUUGAUGCAGUUUUUGAGGACAGAAUUAACGAGAGGUUAUCAGCUGGAGCAUGAUGAGGAGAGAUUCUCCGCGAGAAGGGAGAAGGUUUACUCCUUCAUGAAAAUACCUAGGGAGGUAGAAAACUUUAUGGCAUAUGGAUUUCUUCAGUGUGCCGACUCCUUCUUAUUUGUGUACACAUUUUUACCAUUAAGAUUUGCAAUGGCUUUAUGGGCAGUAAUUACAAGGCCUUUAAGACACUAUUUAAGGAAUGAGAAAGAUCAUGCCAAGAGUGCAGAAAAGUACCUGCAUCCUGCUGAAGUAUGCGACUUGCUAAAAGGAAUUGUUGUGGUUGGUUGCUGUGCGGCAACCUGGAAGGUGGACACUUCCAUGAUGUAUCAUUUAGUUAAGAGUCAAUCGGUUAUAAAGUUGUAUAUAUUUUAUAACAUGUUAGAAGUAGCAGAUCGUCUUUUCAGCGCUUUUGGUCAGGACACUAUAGACGCCUUGCUUUGGACCGCUACUGAGCCACGAUCGCGUUCGAAUUCUAGCCGUACGAAACCUUUUGGUACAUUGCCGCAUCUUCUGUUUGCCGUCCUUUAUGUGUUUUUACAUAGUAUUUUGGUAUUAUGUCAAGCGACGACGUUAAAUGUAGCAAUCAACAGCAGUAAUAAGGCUCUUCUCACAAUUAUGAUGUCCAACAACUUUGUAGAACUAAAAGGUUCCGUCUUCAAAAAGUUUGACAAGAAUAACCUGUUUCAAUUGGCUUGUGCCGACGUCAGAGAAAGAUUCCACCUGCUUAUGUUACUUCUCGCAGUGAGUCUACAAACGAUGAAGGAAUACGCAUGGCAUAGCGAUCGUCUUGCUGUCCUGGUACCCGAUUGCGUGAUUCUAUUGUUGGCGGAAGUUGUCGUUGAUUGGUUGAAACACGCAUUCAUUACACGUUUCAACGAGUUGCCUUCGACCCUCUACAAGGAUUAUACCGUAAGUCUGGCUUACGACAUGGCGCAGACACGUCGAGAGACAGCGUUCUCGGAUCCAUCGGACUUGGUCGCGCGACGAAUGGGCUUCAUACCUCUUCCUCUGGGAGUCGCCAUAGCUCGCGUAUUGUGUACGACCGUGACCCCGUCCGUGAGACCCGCUAACAUCAUACUUUUAUUAUUAGCUUACCUCAUACUGGUAUCCCUUCGGAUAUUGAACAGUUUAAUUAUUCUCGGGAAGGCGUGUGACAUAAUAUCGUCGCACGCGCAACCCGGCAAAGACGACUUUCCCGCGAAGUCUCCGUCUAAGAAUCGUGCCAAUAGUGUCGACAUGAAGAAUCCAAAUCUGGGCACGGCUAUCUUCUCGAAUAGCGCUGUCAGUUUAAACAACGUCUGUUUAAAUGAAGCGUUUCUGAAGCCAGAAGAGAUGCAAAAGAGUGAAAAAUUACAGUGUAAUUUCGACGAGCUUACGACAAACGUCACGAAAACUGUGCUAAGGACAGGAAGCGAACCUCUUCUUCCGCAAUGACAAAUCUUAUUAGCACAAUUGAUAAAUUUUUUUUAUUUAUAAAUUGUACAUAUUUUGUUGUACAUAUACACGUGCACUGGUACUAAUAAUAAGCGCUUUUUUGCAAUGAUAUUUACAUAAGGUGUUUAUGUAAGAAUAAUAAAUUUGGUUACCAUUA